Schistosoma rodhaini is the source of this 1395-nucleotide messenger RNA. NCBI's taxonomy places the organism in Eukaryota, Metazoa, Platyhelminthes, Trematoda, Strigeidida, Schistosomatidae. The record is from the annotation of a GenBank genome assembly.
CAAUGGCUAUUUCGUAAGUAAAACUAACUCAGUAUGCAGAAAAUCAAUACUACAUUACUGAUCUCUAUCUAGGAACAAAGAUUACUAUUAUCAUACUGGUUAGACAAAUAUUGAGGAUUACACCAUUUGUUUGAUUCGCCCGGAUACAACAUACUUGACCUUAAACAUGAGGUCUAAAUUCCAGUCUAGUCACGUUAACUGAUGUCUGAAUCUGGUGUCCAGGUUAUUAGCCCGAUUAAAAGCUUUUUAGCUGGUGGGUUCGGUGGAGCAUGUUGCAUUGUAAUCGGUCACCCUUUCGAUACUAUAAAGGUUCGACUUCAAACAAUGCCUCACGUUACAUCAGGAGCAACGCCUAUGUAUUAUGGGACUUUUGAUUGUGUCAAGAAAACUGUGGCGGCUGAUGGCAUCUUUGGACUUUAUAAGGGGAUGGGGGCACCCAUAGCUGGGGUGGCCCCUGUAUUCGCCAUUUGCUUUUUCGGAUACAAUUUAGGUAAGCAGCUUUUCGCCAAGGAUCCAAUGAAUUUAAGGAAACAUGAAAUUUUGCUUGCGGGAAUGUUUUCUGGCAUUUUUUCAACCGCAAUCUUGGCUCCAGGAGAGCGUAUAAAAUGCCUAUUGCAAGUUCAGUCAAAUGCAAUUGGACCUUUGAAGUAUAGCGGACCGGUCGAUGUUCUUCGUCAGUUGUAUCGCGAAGGUGGGAUUCGAAGCAUUUUCAAGGGAACAGCUGCAACACUUCUGCGAGAUGUCCCUGCAUCCGGAGUGUAUUUUCUGAGUUACGAGGUAAUGAAAAAUGCAUUAAGGAAUCCACACUCAAAGAAUAAUGAAUUGAGUGUUGGUAAAACUCUCUUUGCCGGUGGUAUGGCAGGUAUCUUCAACUGGUUAAUAGCUAUUCCUCCUGAUGUUUUAAAAUCUCGUCUACAGAGUGCUUCUGAAGGUGUUUAUCCCAAUGGAAUUCGAUCGGUAUUCUCUGAGCUUAUUGCAAAAGAAGGAUUUUUGGGAUUGUAUCGGGGCAUGACCCCGGUUAUGCUUCGAGCAUUUCCUGCGAACGCUGCAUGCUUUCUCGGUUACGAAGUUGCAUUGAAGUUUCUGGAUUAUGCAUUCCCUGGUCUGUGAUAAUGUUUCGGUGUGAUCAUUUUAUUACAUCUUUCAGUUGACUUUGAAAUCGGGUUACUUUGGUCUCUAUUUUCAGAGUAGAAUAUUAUCUUCGCUUCAUGUACAUCUUUGCUUAAAAAUUUAACAAGAUCAGUAUUAUAGUUGAGAAACAUUACCAUUCUGUAAAUUACGAUUUUGAAAUUUUAUUUUACUAGCUACUGUGAAAUGCUUUUCAAUUAAUUGAUCUAUGAUAACUUAUUUGAUGUUUAAAAAUCCCAAUCAUAUUAAAAGACUAAUAUUUGAACG